Molecule: messenger RNA, 6011 nt
Organism: Python bivittatus (Burmese python)
Lineage: Eukaryota; Metazoa; Chordata; Lepidosauria; Squamata; Pythonidae
Gene: LIN54
Product: lin-54 DREAM MuvB core complex component
Biological process (GO): regulation of DNA-templated transcription
Cellular component (GO): nucleus
Source: RefSeq, a predicted model, not a curated record
GGGAAGGCGGGAGAAUGGAGUAUAGGGGAUGAAGCUCCGUAGGGGUGGCGCGACGUCGGUUGUCAGGGCGCCGUAGCCGGCUAUUAUGGGAUGCGGCGGCGUCGGAAUGGCGCUCGGCGCGUGAUUUUGAACCGACACGGAGCCUGCCGCCGGGCUCGGCUGCUGUUGUGGCGAGCCGGCCGCGCGCGGGAGCGAGCCCUGGCCAGGCGCGCGCCGGCGGGGCGGACGGAGAGCGAGGGGGAGAAGCGAGCGCCGCCCCCGCGAGGCCUCCGCAGCUUCAGCAGAUGGUGCUGCACGAUGAUGGUUUUGGAGAUAUGUUGAUGUGGAGCAGGAUUUAAAAGAAAUUCAGUGACUUCUGUUGAGCCUACCGUCAACAUCUGCAAAAUGGAGGUUGUGUCAGCAGAAGUGAACAGCUUACUCCCUGAGGAGAUCAUGGACACAGGUAUAGCAUUGGAGGAAGAUGAGAACAUCGAGGCUGUAAUUGUGGGUGACUCUAUUCCUAUGGAAACGGAACUGGAGGGAAUGGCAAAUGUAAGCUCUGCUGAUGAUCAUACUACUACUGGCACAUCAUCAGUCACUACAGAAUCUGUCACAUUGCCCAGCAAUUGUGUGACCCAUGUUACUGGCAAUCCUGCCUUUGUAAAAUCUGAUGCUGGUGUGACUGCACAACCUUCUUUUCAAAGUGGCCUCCAAAAACUUGGUACCCAGACUCCUGUCUCUCUAUCAGCCAAUCAGAUUAUUCUUAACAAGGCAACUGACUUGAAAAUUGGUAAACAGACCAUAAAGCAGGAAGGUCAAAAACUCAUAGUAACAACUCUGGGCAAGCCUGGACAACCAAUUGUCUUAGCGCUACCCCACAACCAGCUGUCACAGACUCAGAAGACCACAUCACAAGUACAAGCAAGUGACUCCAAGGUUUCAGCACAGCAAUUCAAGGUGGUCACAAUUGGAGGAAGGCCAGAGGUGAAACCCGUCAUUGGUGUAUCUACCUUGACUCCAGGGUGCCAACUGGUAAAUACUGCAACCCAGUCAUCUGUACUGCAGACCCAGCAAUUAAAAGCAGUGCAGAUUGCGAAGAAAACCAGGACACCAACCUCAGCCCCAGUGAUAACGAAACUGAUCAUCACAAAACCAAUCAAUAGCAAAGCAGUUACAGGGCAGACAACUCAAGUAUCCCCAGUCAUUGCAGGUAGAGUUCUUACACAGACAGCUCCAGGGACACCUCCAAAAACUGUAACUAUAUCAGAAAGUGGAGUUAUUGGGACAACAUUAAGUUCUACAAUGCAGGAGGCACCAAAUAAGAUAGCUAUCUCUCCUUUGAAAUCCCCUAACAAGCAGCUAACCGUGGUGUCGGUCGCCUCGCAGCCUCCAAGCUCCCCACAGAAAACAGUUGGUGUUCCUCUAAAUGUAGCCCUGGGACAGCAGAUUCUCACAGUGCAGCAUUCAACACCCUCUUCCCCAGGAAAAGCUGUAGCUAACAAUACAACUGCUCAGGCUGUGAAAUCUGCAGUACAGACCCUCGCUGUUGGGGGAAUGAGUACUUCUCAAUUUAAGACGAUAAUUCCCUUGGCAACGGCACCCAAUGUUCAGCAAAUUCAGGUACCUGGAAGCAAAUUCCAUUAUGUCCGGCUUGUAACUGCCACAACUGCCAAUAGCACAGCACAACCAGCCAAUCAGAAUCCCAGCACCAGCACUGCACCCCUCCAGCAAGCAAAGCCAGUGGUGGUGAAUGCAACCCCCGUACGGAUGUCUGUCCCAAUUAUUCCAGCAACGCAGACAGUCAAACAAGUGGCACCCAAACCAAUGAACACAACUUCACAGAUAGUUACCACAAGCCAGCCACAGCAAAGACUUAUUAUGCCUGCCACACCACUGCCACAAAUCCAACCCAACCUCACCAACCUUCCCCCUGGCACUGUCCUAGCCCCUGCUCCUGGCACAGGAAAUGUGGGAUAUGCCUUUCUCCCAGCUCAAUAUGUUACACAGCUACAGCAGCCAUCCUGUGUCUCCAUAGCAAGCAGUACUAGUCUUAGUGGGACAUCCAGUAUCCAGACCCAAGCCCGACUUCCAUUCAAUGGGAUAAUCUCCUCUGAAUCUGCAAAUCGUCCAAGAAAGCCUUGCAACUGUACAAAAUCACUGUGUCUUAAACUAUACUGUGAUUGCUUUGCAAAUGGGGAGUUCUGCAACAACUGCAACUGUACAAAUUGCUAUAACAACCUGGACCAUGAAAAUGAUAGGCAAAAAGCAAUCAAGGCCUGCCUGGACAGAAAUCCUGAAGCCUUUAAGCCUAAAAUAGGGAAGGGAAAGGAAGGCGAGUCGGACAGGCGGCACAGCAAAGGUUGUAACUGCAAAAGGUCUGGGUGCCUCAAAAAUUACUGCGAAUGCUAUGAGGCAAAGAUCAUGUGUUCUUCAAUCUGCAAAUGUAUCGGCUGCAAGAAUUUUGAAGAAAGCCCAGAACGGAAAACGCUGAUGCAUUUGGCUGAUGCUGCUGAAGUGCGAGUCCAACAGCAGACAGCUGCAAAGACAAAACUAUCUUCACAGAUUUCAGAUCUCCUAACGAGGCCAGCCCCAGUGCUGACAAGUGGAGGGGGAAGGUUGCCCUUUACAUUUGUAACAAAGGAGGUUGCUGAUGCGACAUGUGACUGUUUACUUGCACAGGCUGAACAGGCCGAGAAAGCAGGAAAAUCAAAAGCAGUAGCAGAACGGAUGAUUCUAGAGGAAUUUGGACGUUGUCUAAUGAGAAUCAUUAACUCGGCAGGAAAGUCCAAAAGUGAUCCUUGUGCCAUGAACUGCUGAUUCUUGAAAAUGGGCUUUACUCUAACCGGGACACUAAAAGGCACACGGACACUUUCUGGUUCACAGCAGCAUUCUUCGUUCGUUAACUGGUGCUGUGAAGUUUCCACUGGUGUAUGUUAAUAUAGAAACUUUGUAAUGAUGCUUAUCCUUUUAGCUUAACUUUCUUUUACUUCACAAAGACAGUAUGUAUUUUAUUCUCAACCUCUAAACAACAUGGGACAGUGCGAAGUUUAGAUGGUUUCCUUCCCUUUGUUCUCUUUAAAAGGGUGUUAUUGAAGCAAUUCUUUAAAUUAUUAUUUGCAAUUGAUACUUUUGACUGUUGCAUUUAGGAGGAGGAGAAAGAAACUAGCCAGUGUAUCAGGAGCAACUCUUGUGCAAAUCUAAUUGAAAUGCCUGGGUGUUCUUAUAAGAACAAUAUCGGUAUAGUGGAUAGAUUUUUCCAGUCCAUUCAAUCAGCAUCAUAACGCAGAUUUUAUUUGCAUCAAUAUAGGCAGUGGUACAUCUGUGGAUGAGUUAAUGCUAACUGGAAAUCAUUAAAAUAAAUACUUGCUGAAAAACAACUGAGAAAGAAAUGCAAAUUUAACAGUUGUCUUGUUGACCACAGUCUGAUUUCAGUGACAGUGCCUUGUCUGUUGAUCUUAAAAUAUUAACACCAUAGCAGUGAUAGCUGCAGAUAUAUAACAUUGAUACACAAAAAUCAAGGUCAUAAUUGAUAUCUUAGAUUAAUCAUUUUGAUAUGUUUUUAAAAAUAUAUCACUGUAAUAUAUAUUCCAAAUUUUAAUGACAUUUUCAUGUCUUUGGCUUUCAAGGUGAUCGAUAUUUUAUUUGACAAACGUCAGUGUAAUUAGAUUUUUAACAUUUCUGCUAUAUGCCCUUUGGCAAAAUGAGGACAAACCUGUCUCUUGUUUAUCUAGAAUCUAGCUAUUGUUAUCCAGUCAACUGUUGAGUUUCCCAGGUCCUUGAAAUACUCCAGUAGACGAAUAAAAAAAAAACAACUUAAUUAAUUUAAGCUUAAUUUAUAUUUGUAGUGUCUAAGCUUUACUCAUACUGAAGCCAGGAAUAUGUGGAAAUAAAUCCACGAUCAUGCCCAUAUUUGUUGAUAUAAGCAAUACUGGGGAUAUUUGUAAUCUAAAGAGCACUUGGCAGUACUUCUUCUUUAAUGCUAAGGGGGUCACAGGAUAAUCUUUAGUUUAGCCUUCCCCAAACCUGGGUUUCUUCCCAAUGUGUGGACUUCAACUCACAAAAUUCCCCAUCACUGAGAAUUCCAGAAACCCAUAUGUCUGGAAGUGCCAAAACUGGAGGCUACCUUAAGUCACAUAAAAUGGCCAAUAUUGUUAUUUUACUAUCUGGGAUUCCAAGACAAGCAAACCCUAGCAAUUCUUUUGGGUCUCUUGAGUUUCUCAACUUUGCCUCCACUCCAGAUUAUACAUGGUGAAAUUGCUGUUGAAAAGAGGAUCUUAAAUGGGAAGGAAGAAGUCAGUAUGUUUCCCAAUGUCUUACGGUCCUCCUCCGUUGUCAGUGAAUUACUUAGACGUAGCUAAUCUGCUGCCAUUAUAAAAGCUGUGUGGGUUUGUUUUAAAUUGUGCACAGUGCAGUGUGGAGGGUGCAUUUUUUGAAGGCUGAGGUGACUUUUUUUUUUUAACUGUAUGAUUGUCAUUUACAGGUUUCAGUAGGAUGAACACUGUGGCCACCAUGCAAUAAUGGUACACUUUGUACUUACCUAUGUCCGUGACCUUUCACGCACCUACUUCAGUCUGUUGGGCUAUGGUUGAAGUGGAUAAGACAGUGGAAGUUUUGUUCAGAGAGCCGCAUCUGCCUGUGCAGCAAGGUAGAUCCAUCCCAUGAAAAUGCGUAUUUCAACUGAAGAGGGAGGGGAGGGUAUUGAGGUGGUGAGUCUCUUCUUCUUCAGCAAAGAGCAAGCAUUAGUCCCAGUAAGUAUUCAACUGAGAUGUUCUUUUAGCAGUGUUCAAACCUAUUUCAAGCUGUAUGUAUUCCUUUUGUUCUUGUAUCUGCUUAGUUUAUAUUUGAAAGAUAUAUUUUAAAAGUACACUCUUAGGACUUUUGUCUUAGGACAAAAACUUAAGAGAUUUCCUUGGGAAAAGGAAAAAAGAGUGGAAUAACAUUAUUUGGAUGGAACUGCUUAGAGGAAAGAAUCUUUGUAAUAAAUAUUAUUAAAAUGCAAAACACAACUGCAUGCUUUUUAGUGCAGAAAUUGUUAAAUGAAUUUGUGAAUAUCUAAGUUCCAUGUUUGAAUUAGCAAGCACCUGCUAGAUAAUGUAGCCUGCUCUGUAAUUAUAGUGCUGCAAUUUUUUUUAAAUGGUUGUUUUCUCCAUAUAACUGUGGGUGUGUAUAGAUACAUGUAUACACACAAACAAGCAUUCUAUUAUAUUACGAUAUGUAUGUACAUAGCAGACUCGCUUAUAUGUACACACAACCCUGAAAGGGAAGCUCUUUAUUUCAAUAUAAUUGUUUUACAAAUAGAAUUAUUUUUUUGUGGGCGGGAGUCUAUGUUAACUUUCUGAGUAGAUGAAAACUUGCCUUUUUACUAAUUUCAUAAAUGUUCAUACAACAAGAUUUGUAUAAAUGUAAACUAGUGUAAGUGGGUAAAGUAAAACUUGAUCAAGUUAUUUUUCAAACAUAUAUUGUUUUGUCUAGAAUUACAUUUGUUUUAUUUUGUACAUAUUCUGUGUCUUAUUUUAACUUGCACCUUUUUUGUGAUGUGUAUUUAUAAGUGUGCAGAAAACCUUCUGUGAAGUUUGGAUUCUGGUUGUAGAUUAUGUAUGAUGGAAUUGUGUGUAAAAGAUUUGAAGAAGGUGCAAUCAAAGAAAACUAGUUUUUUUGUCUCAUAAAACAAGCUGUCUCUUCUACAUAGCUUGGGUCUUCUCCCCUUUGAAUUUUUCAACUUGAUCAUUUGCAUGAAAGUGCUGACAAGUUAGUAAAAUACAUCAAGAUUUUGAGAGCAGCUUAUCAAGUUAUGCCUGCAUUGCGAUCCUGUCUGUCAGCUGAGAUUCUGCAGUGUUUCUGUCAAAGCCAGAUGAUGAUUAGGAGCUGCCCAGCCAGAGUGCUUUUAUAUUGCAUCCCUUAUCAGCAGAUUUUGAGAUGGGGGAGGGUAUUCGGGAAAAUUUUCUAGUUAUGGUUUACAUCCAAAAAUAGAUUUAAAUUUAUAUUUACUAGACCUAUUAAAAAUACACUUUUCUAUAUUGUAAAAACAAAUG